Messenger RNA from Penicillium macrosclerotiorum, 636 nucleotides. RefSeq lists its product as uncharacterized. NCBI's taxonomy places the organism in Eukaryota, Fungi, Ascomycota, Eurotiomycetes, Eurotiales, Aspergillaceae. The transcript is spliced from 2 exons. Bases 1 to 636 code for a protein of 211 amino acids. The record is from RefSeq and is a predicted model, not a curated record.
AUGGCGAUUACUCGACUCACAUCCAGCUCGCGACCCAUAUGGCCGCGACUUGCGAGCGAACCCCGAUGUCUCGAGGCUGCCAAAAGAAAUCCAGUCCUCACCAAGACAACGUGUCAACCAAGAGCCCAAUCGACCUCCACCAUUCACCAUGAAGCUCACCCUGUUCACCUCCACCCUUUUUUGGCAGUGACUGCGCUUGCCGCCAGCGAGAGUACCGACACCGACACCAAGACAGCCGAGGGUGCGUCCAUCCCCACGGCCAUUACCCAGAGCGAGGACUCCUGGGCGUCUGAAUUGUCUGCGGAGAUGGAAUCCCACACAUUGACUGGCUCCGCGGCUGCCGAGGCUUCUGCUAUUCAGAGCCGUCUGGAUCAGAUGAUGGGAAACUGGACUCAGACUCUGACGAUCACUACCACCAACUCCAACGGUAAGACUGUCACUGAGACCUCAAUUAUCGGUGGUGGCUCCUCUACCUCCACCACCGCUACUGGCACCAACUCGGAUACUACGGGCACCUCUACUUCCACUUCCACCUCAACUGCCUCUAGCACCAACGGCGCCCUUGCCCAAUCCACUCCUGUUGGCGUUGCUGCUGCUGGCAUGGUCGCUAUGAUCGCCGCUCUCGCUGCUCUUUAG